Molecule: messenger RNA, 783 nt
Organism: Phytophthora nicotianae INRA-310
Lineage: Eukaryota; Oomycota; Peronosporomycetes; Peronosporales; Peronosporaceae
Exons: 1
Coding region: 1-783 (260 amino acids)
Source: RefSeq, a predicted model, not a curated record
AUGCGCAGCUUCCUACUUCUCCUCGUCCUCGCUCUCGUGGCAAUUACAUGCAGCAAUGCUUUCAUGUCAAGUCGUCCCAAGCUUAAGGUGUCAAAGCCGGAGCUGGAUCAAGCUGUUCAGUGGAACAUCGAAGACAAACGCUUUCUUCGAGCUACGGAUGCAGCUGAUGAAGAACGCGGACUAGCGGACACUAAAACGAAAUUGAAGGCAUGGCUGGAAAAGUUUAUUUCAUUGUUCAAGAAGUCGAAAUCAGCGAAGGCGACGACGACGACGACGACAACGAACUUAGAGGAGGUGGCUGAGAAGGUGGCGAUAAGGUAUCAGUCGGAGAUGUACAAAAGUGAAGUGAUGUUGGCAGAAGAUCUGAUCAAGAAGGGCGUCAUGAAUGACGAUCUGUACAAGAACAAGAUCAGCCCAGAAGCGUACUUUGACGCGAUGAAGCUGGACCCGAAGCUCAGAUUCGUUUCCGAUUCGGCUGUUGCGAGGGCGAACAACCCCAACUUGGAGAAGUUUUUCACGUACUCUCUCUUCUGGACCAAGAAAAAUGAGGUCACAAAGGCUGAAGGUCUGAUCAAGAAGGGCGUCAUGAACGAUGUUCUGUACCAGAACAAGAUCAGCCCGGAGACGUACUUCGACGCGCUAAAGCUGGACCCGAAGCUAAGAUUUGUUUCGGACUCGACGGCGAGGGCGAACAACCCCAACUUGGAAAAGUUUUUAUCGUACACUAGCUUCUACAACAAAAGCCAGGCCGGCAAGAGAGAAGUCGCAAAAGCGGAAGAUUAG